CGUUUUAAAGGAGGAGGAAGACGGGUCAGUGUUUCCCUGUUUAUGUUUCCUGAGCAUCAAGAGGACGAACGCAGUUUAGCAUAAAUACUGACAGACGGAUCGAACAUUAACAGCGAAUAUGCAGCCCGGACACUCUGUGAACUGCGGGGCAGCCCAGCGAUAGUUCAUAUGCUUGAUAUCCUGCGAUAAACCAGCCACGACAACGUAGAUGCGCUCCGGUGUCCGAGGCUCCGCUGUUGAUGCCACCUGGAUUUAAUUUAAUCUGCGUUUUGACGUGUCAGCAUGAGGAUUUUAAGGUUUCUGAGGAGCAGCGUCUCCGUAGCAAAGAACAUCGACUACUACUCCAAGUUCUCCCCCUCUCCUCUGUCCAUGAAGCAGUUCCUGGAUUUUGGCUCUGAAAAUGCUUGUGAGAAAACAUCCUUCGUGUUCCUCAGGCAGGAGUUACCUGUCAGGUUGGCAAACAUCAUGAAAGAGAUCAACCUGCUGCCAGACAACCUGCUCAGUACUCCUUCAGUGAAACUGGUCCAGAGCUGGUAUAUACAAAGUUUCCAGGAGAUCCUCGAGUUCAAAGACAAAAAUGUAAAUGAUGAGAAAGUCACAUAUGAUUUCACAGACACGGUCGUCAACAUCAGAAAUCGCCACAAUAACGUCAUCCUCGUCAUGGCUCAGGGAGUGGUGGAGUAUAAGGAGACGUACGGCACCGACCCGGUGGUCAGCCAGAACGUCCAGUAUUUCCUGGAUCGUUUCUACAUGAGCAGGAUAUCCAUCAGAAUGCUGCUCAACCAGCACACGCUCCUCUUUGGUGGAAAGGUGAAGGUGAAUCCUGCACAUCCCAAACAGAUCGGCAGUAUUGAUCCAAACUGUGGCGUCAGCGAGAUUGUCAGAGAUGCUUAUGAAAAUGCCAGGAAUCUCUGUGACCGGUAUUACAUGAACUCUCCUGAGCUGAUACUGGAAGAAUUUAAUGCCAAAGAGGAUGGCGCGCCGAUCACCGUGGUUUAUGUUCCAUCUCACCUGUAUCACAUGGUCUUUGAGCUGUUUAAGAAUGCCAUGCGGGCCACCAUGGAGCAGUAUGGAGACUGUAUGGAGUAUCCUCCCAUCCACUGCCGCAUCGCCAUGGGGUCUGAAGACCUGACCGUCAAGGUGAGCGAUCGUGGAGGCGGCGUGCCGCUGCGGAAGAUCGACAGGCUGUUCACCUACACGUACUCGACGGCGCCGCGGCCGAGCAUGGACGGCGCCCGAGCUGCUCCUCUGGCCGGUUACGGACACGGCCUGCCCAUCUCCCGACUCUACGCCCGCUACUUCCAGGGAGACCUGAAGCUGUACUCGCUGGAGGGUUACGGGACGGACGCCGUGAUCUACAUCCGGGCGCUUUCCACAGAGUCCAUCGAGAGGCUCCCGGUGUACAACAAGUCCGUCUGGAAACACUACAAGACGAUCCACGAGGCCGACGACUGGUGUGUCCCGAGCAACAAGCCCAAGGACAUGACCACAUUCCGCAGCUUUUAGAACAAAACCCCGAACCGUCCUGCAGCAGCACGACUUCCUGUAAACGAAUCAGCGGAGAUUUAUAUUGAUCUGAUGAACGGGUUGAAACGUGCCAGAUGACUCCAGAACACUUUUAAUGCUGAUAGCAGAAAAGUCGUGUUACUACAAACACGAAAUUUGAGUAUAACUGGAGAAAAAAAAAACCCAUUUUGUAUUAAAGAAACAGUAGCAAUGAGUUGAGUUUUAAAUAUCAUUUU
This is a messenger RNA of Salarias fasciatus (jewelled blenny), 1742 nucleotides long. RefSeq names its product pyruvate dehydrogenase kinase, isozyme 1 (gene pdk1). Gene Ontology annotation, biological process: regulation of glucose metabolic process; protein phosphorylation. NCBI's taxonomy places the organism in Eukaryota, Metazoa, Chordata, Actinopteri, Blenniiformes, Blenniidae. Bases 283 to 1506 code for a protein of 407 amino acids. The transcript has 11 exons. Gene Ontology annotation, cellular component: mitochondrion. Gene Ontology annotation, molecular function: pyruvate dehydrogenase (acetyl-transferring) kinase activity. The record is from RefSeq and is a predicted model, not a curated record.